AGCUGAGACGGCAGCCGGGCUCUGUGUAGGAUUGGUUCUCCUGCAGUUGGGAUGGAGCUGUGGAUUGGUGCCUCUGUGUUUCACUUGGGCACAGUAUGUGCAGCUGUCAGGGCCUGGCUCAGAAAUUCUUUUGCCGUCUAAAUUUAUCCAUUUCUGCAGCCUCGCCACAGCAGCAAGACCGAGCAGACCUCCAUUUUCAGAGUCAAAGCGUCUGUCUCUCCAUCUGCCAGAACCUCUCCAGUUUGUGUGCAGAACACGUGGAUGAGAGCAGCGUAAGCCAGAUGCGAUGCCGGUUCAGCAGAGCAGAUCGCGCGCCAGGGAGAGGAACAACGUUCUGAACAGAGCUGAGUUCAUGUCCCUCACCCAGGCUAUGAGGGUCACUCAAGAGGGCCGGGGCUCGCUGAGGAAGUGCAGCGGGCAGCAACAGGCCCUGCCACCUGAGGGGAAAGAUUGCCCCCAUCUGCCCGAGGAGGACUGCAUGCAGCUCAACCCGUCUCUGCGUGGAAUCGCCAUUAACUCGCUGAUGGCCAUUGACAUCUGUCUGUCCAAGAGGAUAGGUGUCUGUGCCAACAGCUCCUCCAGCUGGGCCAGCGCCCGGCCUAUCGUCAAGCUAAUCGGGGUAACGGGUCACGGGGUGCCCUGGAUCGGAGGCACUGUCUUCUGUCUGACCAAGAGCAACACCUCAGCUGGGCAGGAGGUCAUCUUCAAUCUUCUGUUUGCCUUGAUCCUUGACCUGCUGGUGGUGGCAGCAGUGCAGAAGAUGGUAAGGAGAAAGGCACCUUCGGAGGUGAGCCCCAGCUUGCUGGAUUAUAUUGUCAUGGAUGUCUUUGCGUUCCCGGCCGGUCAAGCCAGCAGAGCUGUCAUGGUGACUCGAUUCUUCUUCAGCCACCUGGUCCUAGCUGUGCCCCUGCGGAUCCUCUUGGUGAUCUGGGCUGGAGUCAUUGGCCUCUCCCGUGUCAUGAUUGGCCGGCAUUACCUGACAGAUGUCUUCUGUGGAUUUUUCAUUGGCUACCUGCAGUUCAACUUGGUGGAGCUCCUGUGGAUACCAUCUGGUUGCCCUAUCCACAAGGUGUGUGUCUGCCCUGCAACUUGCAAUUGCCCACCGACAGAAAUCGAAACGUAUCGAGCUCUCAGACGGAGGUCCAAUGAGGCAACAUCAGCUCUACACCUGGUGGCGGUUCAUUGGCCAACCCAAGGUGUUUGUUGAGAGCCCAUUGGCUAGACCAGCAUCUCUGAUGCCAGUUCAUUGGCUAGACCAACACAUCUGAUACCAGUUCAUUGGUUAGCCCAUAGAUCUGGAAAGUGCCCAUUGGUCAGCCUAACAGAUCUGGUCAUGGCCUUUAGGCUCUCAACAGAUGUGUUUGACUGGCCAAAGAACUAUUAUAAGGCAUCUGUGGCUUUAAAAUGAGAAGCUAUUGAAUACAAUCUGAAAUUUAAAACUUGCAUCAGUUGUGGUGACCUUGAGUGACUGGAUUCUGAUUUCAAAAAGAUACCCAUCUGGUUUACCCGUGGCCUUUAGGGGAGGAAACUGCCAUCCUUACCUGGUCUGGCCUACAUGUGACUCCAGACCCACAGCAAUGUGGUUGGAUCUUAACUGCCCUCUGAAUGGCCAAUCAAGACACUCGGUGAUAUCAAAAUGCUACAAAAAGAAGAUGAAAACUCAACUGACCAUUGCCAUCGAGGUUGGCACUGGGCCAGCCAUUCUCAUUCCUGCAAACUCCUUGUAACAAACCUGGGAGAGAGUGGGGUCCGCCUGUUGGGCUGGUCAAGUGACAGCCUGACACAGCCACCCCCACAGAAUCAUACCUUACAAAUGUUUACAGGACACCCAUCAGCAUCUCCGGGAAUGUCCAUUCCCCCUAUCCGCAGGACAGACCCAGCAGAGCUGGAGAUGCUGUCAUACACCAGAGACUAUUUGCUGUGGGAGUCCUUAAUAUUAACCCUAAUGAAGGCUAUUGGCAUCAGUUCAAACAUGGGCAUGAAUGCCUCCUACUGGAGCCGCCACCUCCCUACAGCUGAUAAACAGUGAUCUCCAGCUGAGCACCAGCUACAAACAGCACUGAGAGUCUAGGAGCAUUGCUAAUGGUUAGCGCUGCAGCCUCACAGCACCAGGGACCGGGUUCGAUUCCAGCUUCGGGCGACUGUCUGUGUGGAGUUUGCACAUUCUCCCUGUGUCUGUGUGGGUUCCCUCUGGGUGCUCCGGUUUCCUCCCACAGCCCACAGAUGUGCAGCAAUGGGUGGAUUGACCGUGGGUACUGCAGGGUUACAGAUUUAGGGUAGAGGGAAGGUGACGGACGGGAUGCUGCUUGGAGGCUCGGUAUGGACUCGAUGGGCUAAAUGGCCUGUUCCACACUGUAGGGAUUCUACGCUGGCCAACUGUGUUCUGAAGGAUGUAGCUACCAGACACAAACAUGUGGCAGCUGUGAGAAAGCCAAGAAGAGACCAAAACCGCAUUAUCUUCAUUUUCACCAACCCAUCUGUGAGGGCAAUGGCCAGAAAGAGCCUUUGUUGAGUCUCUGAAGGAAAUGUGUCACCUUUUCUCAGAGUGACGUACACAGGGCACACUGUGCCAGUAAUCCAGAACCAAACACUCAUUCCCAGCAUGGAAGUUUAAAAACAAAUCAUAGUCUGAUGGUUACUGUAACCCAGACCAACUUUCAGUGAUAACAAAGUGUGAAGCUGGAUGAACACAGCAGGCCAAGCAGCAUCUCAGGAGCACAAAAGCUGACAUAUCGGGCCUAGACCCUUCAUCAGAGAGGGUUCCUGAUUCUAAUUAAGUUUAAACUCUACCAGGUGGUGUGUGUGGGAUUGAACCCACCUCUUCAGGAACUUUAUCUGGGUCUCUAGACUACUCAACCAGUACUGUCUCCCAACAUACCACUGACUCCUUACAGGAUCAAUGCUGCAGGCUCUUCCCUCAGGCAGAUAAGGGCCUCAAUGUAAUGUCCAACUCUUUUGUUUCUCAAGCCUGAGAACGGGAUUUGAACCCCAAACCUCAGAGGGAGCACUGCUACUGACUGGGCUCACAUUUGUUUACAAAUCAGGAGUGGGAUGGAAUACUCCCCACUUGUCCGGAUGGGUGCAGCGCCAACAACAUGCCAGAAGGUUGGCACCAUCUAGGAUAAAGCAGCCUGUUUGAUCAACAGUCCGUCCACUACUUUAAUCCAGCCAUUCCCUCCACCACUAAGGCAUGGUCACCCCCAUCUACUAGACAGACUGUAACAACUUGCUAGGGCUCCUCAGACAGCACCCUCCAAACCCAUGACCACUUCCAUCCAGAAGGACGUGGGCAGCAGAUACAUGGGGCACACCGUCCCCUGCAGAUUCCCCUCUCACCAUCCCGACUUGGAAAUGUAUCGCCGUCCCUUCGGUGUCGCUGGGUCAUAAUCCUGGAGCCUUCCGCCACAAGGACUGCAGGGGCUCAGCAAGGUACCUCACCACCACUUUCUCAAGGGGCAAUUAGGGCCGUGUGGUAAAUGUUGGCCCAGCCAGUGACACUCAUAUCCCACAGACAAAUGAAAACAAAACCUGAUAUGAAAGAGAUGAAUGAGUGUGUGGGGUUCCUCUAUACAUUGUAAGUGUGUGAGGAGUGAGGCUAAAGAACUAUUCAUGGAAUGAUUGGAUCGAUAUUGAACUUUGGAUCAGUAUGGGUUUCCUUUGUUUAUAACAUUUUAAUUAAAUAAAUCCUUUCCUACUCUCACAUGAUAUUUCACAGACUACCCUAUGGCCUCACACCAUUAGCUUCUGAUGAAUCCAGCUGCUCCAGCAUUCCUGUAUUACACCUUCAGUGACUCUCCAGAACUGUUAGACACACAGUUAUCCUGAAGACUGGCCAAAGGCACGAUUCAGGUAAAUUGGCAGGACUUCCAACUCUCGAAGAAAAAUUUACAUUUAUGUGUCACCUGCCACAAUAGGGCAUUUCCAAUGCGGACUAUACAGACCUUUUUUCAAGGGUGGCCAUUGCUACAAAGUAGGAAAUGACGUGACCAAUUUGAUCCCAAAAAUGCCAACGAUGUGAUAAUCUGUUUUUAGGAGCCGGUUCACAGGUAAAUAUAUCUUCAGGACAAGAUAGCCCUCUCACUCUGCUUCAAAAACAUUGUUGGGAUCUUUUGUCUGACAGGAUGGGCUAUGAUUCUAUGGAGUUUGCACCUUCUCCCCGUGCCUGCUUGGAUUCCCUCCAGGUGCUCCAGUUUCCUCCCACAGCCCAAAGAUGUGCAGUAUAGGGUGGAUUGGCUGUGCUAAAGUGCCCCGUAGUAUUGAGGGGUGUGUAGAUCAGGUGAGUUAUGUGGGGAUGGGGCUGGGUGGGAUGCUCUGAGAAUCGGUGUGGACGUGUGUUUGCACACAGUAGGGAUUCCACAAUCCUGAGACUGGGCUGUGAUGAACAUUUACCAUCUGUAGUUAAUUCCCCAAACCCACAGCCAGAAGGACAGCACAGCAAGGAGACCACCAGCAGUAAGUUGCUACAGCAGCAACACACCAUCCUGAUGUGGAAAUAUGCCAUUGUUCCUUCACUAUCCCUAACAGCACUGAGACUGCACCUAUAGCACAGGGACUGUAGGUCAAUUAGACCAAGGGCAGUGACGGAUGGGCCUCACCAUUGAUGCUGUUAUGGACCAGAUCAGACCCCCUCAAAAUAUUUUAAGAAGGUAGUCUAGACCCUAAAUUUUUCUUAUUCUCUAACUCUAUUUCUUACAGGCAGGUUGUACUGAGGAGGUGGGAAAACUGCAGAAAGAUUUAGACAGUUCAGGAGAGUGGUCCAGGAAAUGGCUGAUGAAAUUCAAUGUGAGUAAAUGUGAGGUUUUGCACUUUGGAAAAAAGAAUACAGGCAUGGACUAUUUUCUAAACGGUGAGAAAAUUCGCAAAGCUGAAGUACAAAGGGAUCUGGGAGUGUUGGUCCAGGAUUCUCUAAAGGUUAACUUGCAGGUAGAGUCUGUGAUUAAGAAAGCGAAUGUAAUGUCAUCGUGUAUCUCAAGAGGGUUGGAAUAUAAAAGCAGCGAUGUGCUUCUGAGGCUUUAUAAAGCUCUAGUUAGGCCCCAUUUAGAAUACUGUGUCCAAUUUUGGGCCCCACACCUCAGGAAGGACAUACUAACCCUGGAGCGUGUCCAGUGGAGAUUCACACAGAUGAUCCCUGGAAUGGUAGGUUUAACGUAUGAUGAACGGCUAAGGAUCCUGGGAUUGUACUCAUUAGAGUUUAGAAGG
Molecule: messenger RNA, 5199 nt
Organism: Stegostoma tigrinum
Lineage: Eukaryota; Metazoa; Chordata; Chondrichthyes; Orectolobiformes; Stegostomatidae
Product: inactive phospholipid phosphatase 7
Exons: 3
Coding region: 287-1207 (306 amino acids)
Cellular component (GO): nuclear envelope
Molecular function (GO): sphingosine-1-phosphate phosphatase activity
Source: RefSeq, a predicted model, not a curated record